AUGCUCACAGCCUUUGUUUUAGCUGCCUUGCUUCCUGUGCUACUCAGUUAUACAGCAUUUGCGUCCUACCGGACUACUCUGCAGGCCAAGGACAAGCAGCACCGCCAGGCGGUCCUUCGCGCGCUUAGUGUCCCGGAGAGCGAAUGGGCGGGUAAGAAGUUUAUAGGGUUCUUCCAUCCUUACUGUAACGCGGGAGGCGGCGGCGAACGCGUCCUCUGGACCGCCAUCGCGCGCAUACAAGCACAACGCAAGAACAUCAUCAACGUUGUCUACACGGGUGACACCGACGCAUCGAAGGAGGAGAUCAUAGCCAAGGUCGAGGCCCGCUUCGACAUCACCCUCGAUCCCGCCUCCCUCCACUUCGUCUUCUGCGAUUCGCGGAAAUACGUUGAAGACGCCGCGUGGCCACGGUUUACCCUCCUCGGGCAGAGCCUCGGCUCGAUGUACCUCGCCUGGGAAGCCAUGACGAAGCUCGUUCCUGACCUGUACAUUGACACGAUGGGCUACGCGUUCACUUUCCACGUUGUACGCAGACUCGGCGGAUGUCCCGUGGGUGCGUAUGUGCACUACCCAACCAUCAGCACGGAUAUGCUCGCCCGCGUCCGCGAGCGCAAGCAGGGGCACACCAAUAGCGACGCUAUCUCGGGGAGCGCCGUCUUGAGCACCGGCAAGCUCUGGUACUAUCGCCUGACGAUGUACUACUACGCCCUCUCGCUCCGCUCCGCCUCGUUCCUCAUGGCGAACUCGACAUGGACAAAGGCACACGUUGACGCCAUUCUCUCGCACUCUGACCCGCUUCUCUCCCUCUUGCACACCGUGGUCCCUCCGCUGGCUCUGCUCCAAGCGUGCCUCGCGCAGCCGCCGAAGGAGCGAGUGACAAAAGCACAGAUCGCCUAUCCGCCGUGUGACACGCGCGAGAUGGAGAGGUACGCGUUGGAGGGGAGGGAGCGGGUCGUGUUGAGCGUUGCACAGUUCCGACCAGAGAAGGACCACGCCGCCCAACUUCGAGCGUUUGCCGAGCUGCUCGAGAAGCACGCCGAAUACCGCCCAGGCCAGCCUUCCGCUGUUAAACUCGUUCUUCUCGGCGGAAGCCGCAACGCCGGGGACUCAGCGCGCGUCGAAGGACUCCGCGAGCUCGCGAAAUCUCUCGGAAUCGAUGACUCCGUCUCGUUCGUCCUCAACGCGCCCUACCCAACCAUGCUCGCGCACCUCGCUCGCGCGAGCGUCGGCCUGAGCACAAUGGUCGACGAGCACUUUGGGAUCAACGUCGUCGAGAUGAUGGCCGCCGGCGCUAUCCCCGUCGCGCACGCGUCCGCGGGCCCGCUGCUGGAUAUUGUCGUUCCGUUCGAGGGCAAGUCCACAGGCUUCCACGCUACGACACCGUCAACGUUCGCAGACGCACUGCACGCGGCGCUCACGCUGCCGCCGGCUGAAGACCUCGCGCUGCGCCAGCGUGCUCGGCAGCUCGCGGUGAGCAAGUUCUCCGAGGAUGCGUUUUGGGCGAGCUGGGAAAAGGGCUGGGCCGGGUUUGCGUGA
Coniophora puteana RWD-64-598 SS2 is the source of this 1536-nucleotide messenger RNA. Its product is annotated as glycosyltransferase family 4 protein. Bases 1 to 1536 code for a protein of 511 amino acids. NCBI's taxonomy places the organism in Eukaryota, Fungi, Basidiomycota, Agaricomycetes, Boletales, Coniophoraceae. The record is from RefSeq and is a predicted model, not a curated record. Gene Ontology annotation, biological process: protein N-linked glycosylation. The transcript is spliced from 8 exons. Gene Ontology annotation, cellular component: endoplasmic reticulum membrane. Gene Ontology annotation, molecular function: GDP-Man:Man(3)GlcNAc(2)-PP-Dol alpha-1,2-mannosyltransferase activity.